Messenger RNA from Dentiscutata heterogama, 574 nucleotides. The record is from the annotation of a GenBank genome assembly. NCBI's taxonomy places the organism in Eukaryota, Fungi, Glomeromycota, Glomeromycetes, Diversisporales, Gigasporaceae.
CUCCAAUGAUUCCAAACUUAAAUAUGAAGAACUGCAUUGAUCUUGGUAUUACUUCAUACAGUAGUACACCUACAAGUAUGCCUGAUUUAAUGAAUGCCUUAUUACCGGCGCUCGAAUCAUAUGCCUCAGUACCAAGCGAUUUUGCAGGACAACAACCGUUGGAAAUUUUAAUGGCUGAGGACAAUAUUGUAAAUCAAAGAUUGGCUGUAAGGAUAUUAGAAAAAUUCGGACAUAAAGUUGAAAUAGUGUCAAAUGGUAAAUUAGCUGUUGAACAAUUCAAAUGUAAACGUUACGAUCUGAUUUUGAUGGAUGUGCAAAUGCCAAUAAUGGGUGGUUUUGAAGCCACACAAAAAAUACGUGAAUACGAACAAGAUAAAGGAGGCCAUGUGCCUAUUAUAGCAUUAACAGCUCACGCAAUGAUAGGUGAUCGGGAGAAAUGCCUCUCGGCUGGAAUGGACGAAUACGUUACAAAACCAUUAAGGAUGAAUGACUUAAUUGCUACUAUAAACAAAUUUCCCGUAAAAAACCCAAUUGAAGAAAUACAAAUUGCUGAUCAACGCAAUCUACCUCAUGU